Molecule: messenger RNA, 4123 nt
Organism: Eptesicus fuscus (big brown bat)
Lineage: Eukaryota; Metazoa; Chordata; Mammalia; Chiroptera; Vespertilionidae
Gene: INF2
Product: inverted formin 2
Exons: 22
Coding region: 143-3829 (1228 amino acids)
Biological process (GO): actin cytoskeleton organization
Molecular function (GO): small GTPase binding; actin binding
Source: RefSeq, a predicted model, not a curated record
CCGCCGGAGCCGAGCCCGCGCCGAACCGGCCGAGCCGAACCGUGCGGAGCCCGCGGGGAGCCGCCGUCCGCCCCCCCGCCCCGUCGGACCGAGCUCGGCCGCACCCCGACCCCCUGGCCGCCGCCCCCGCCCGUUCGGCAAGAUGUCGGUGAAGGAGGGCGCGCAGCGCAAGUGGGCGGCGCUGAAGGAGAAGCUGGGGCCGCAGGACGCCGACCCCACGGAGGCCAACCUGGAGAACGCGGACCCCGAGCUCUGCAUCCGGCUGCUGCAGAUGCCCUCGGUGGUCAACUACUCGGGCCUGCGCAAGCGGCUGGAGGGCAGCGACGGCGGCUGGAUGGUGCAGUUCCUGGAGCAGAGCGGCCUGGACCUGCUGCUCGAGGCCCUGGCGCGCCUGUCGGGCCGCGGCGUGGCCCGCAUCGCCGACGCCCUGCUGCAGCUCACCUGCGUCAGCUGCGUGCGCGCCGUCAUGAACUCGCCGCCCGGCAUCGAGUACAUCCUCAGCAACCAGGCCUACGUGCGCCAGCUCUCCCAGGCUCUGGACACAUCUAACGUGAUGGUCAAGAAGCAGGUGUUUGAGCUGCUGGCCGCCCUGUGCAUCUACUCGCCGGAGGGCCACGCCCUGGCCCUGGACGCCCUGGACCACUACAAGACGGUGUGCAGCCAGCAGUACCGCUUCAGCGUCAUCAUGACGGAGCUGUCCGGCAGCGACAACCUGCCCUACGUGGCCACCCUGCUCAGCGUGGUCAACGCCAUCAUCCUGGGCCCCGAGGACCUGCGCGCCCGCACCCAGCUGCGCGGCGAGUUCGUCGGGCUGCAGCUGCUGGACGUCCUGACACGGCUCCGGGACCUGGAGGACGCCGACGUGCUGAUCCAGCUCGAGGCCUUCGAGGAGGCCAAGGCGGAGGACGAGGAGGAGCUGCUGCAGGCGUGCGGGGGCGUCGACAUGAGCAGCCACCAGGAGGUCUUCGCGUCCCUGUUCCACAAGGUGAGCCGCUCCCCGGCGUCGGCCCAGCUGCUGUCCGUGCUGCAGGGCCUCCUGCUCCUGGACCCCGGGCUGCGCUCCAGCCAGCUGCUCUGGGAGGCGCUGGAGCGCCUGGUGAACCGGGCCGUGCUCCUGGCCAGCGACGCCCAGGAGUGCACCCUGGACGAGAUGGUCGAGCGGCUCGUGUCCGUCAAGAGGCGGCCCGGCCCGAGCUCCCUGGACAAGGCCCACAAGAGUGUCCAGGCCAACCUAGGCCAGAGCCGGAGGGGCAGCUCCCCCCAAAACACGGGCGCCCCGAAGGCGGGUGUGGAGGGCCAGCAGCCAGCAGUGACCCUCGCUGGCCUGCGGGCCGUCAGCGUCCAGAGUUCGAGCAGCGAGCAGACAGCGGCUCUGGAACAGCUGAUGCCCACCCCACCCCUGCCAGCACCCAGCUCCCCCGGCUCCACCGCCCCGCCCCCGCCCCCUCCCCCACCCCCACCCCUGCCAGGUCCAGCGACCUCAUUCCCCCCACCCCCACCUCCCCCACCCCCACCCCCACCCCUGCCAGGUCCAGCGACCUCAUUCCCCCCACCCCCACCUCCCCCUCCACCACCCCCACCCCUGCCAGGCCUGGGGACCUCGUUCCCCUCACCCCCUCCACCCCCCCCAUUGCCUGGCCUGAGUGGGACUGUACCCCCUGCACCUCCACCACCCCCGGGCAUGGGGUGCCCGCCCCCGCCCCCACCCCUGCCGGGCUUCGCUGCCCCCCCUGCCCUGGGCGGCGUGGAGGAGGUCAUUGUGGCCCACGUGGACCACAGCCUGGGCUCCGCCCGGGUCCCCAGCCACCGGCAGGUCAACCCCCCGACACUGCGCAUGAAGAAGCUGAACUGGCAGAAGCUGCCGUCCCACGUGGCACAAGAGCACAGCUCCAUGUGGGCCGCGCUGGGCAGCCUGGGCGCCCAGGUGGAGCCCGACUUCUCCAGCAUCGAGCAGCUCUUCUCCUUCCCCGUGGCCAAGCCCAAGGAGCCGGCGGCGGCCCCGGCCAGGAAGGAGCCCAAGGAGAUCACCUUCCUGGACUCCAAGAAGAGCCUGAACCUCAACAUCUUCCUGAAGCAGUUCAAGUGCUCCAACGAGGAGGUCGCCGCCAUGAUCCGAGCGGGGAACACGGCCAAGUUUGACGUGGAGGUGCUCAAGCAACUCCUCAAACUCCUUCCCGAGAAGCACGAGAUCGAAAACCUGCGCUCCUUCACGGAGGACCGCGCCAAGCUGGCCAGCGCCGACCAGUUCUACCUCCUGCUGCUGGGCAUCCCCUGCUACCAGCUGCGGGUGGAGUGCAUGCUGCUGUGCGAGGGCACGGCCGUGGUGCUGGACCUGGUGCGGCCCAAGGCCCAGCUGAUGCUCAGCGCCUGCGAGAGCCUGCUCUCCAGCCGCCUGCUGCCCGUCUUCUGCCAGCUGAUCCUGAGGAUCGGGAACUUCCUCAACUACGGCAGCCACACGGGGAACGCGGACGGCUUCAAGAUCAGCACGCUGCUGAAGCUCACGGAGACCAAGUCCCAGCAGAGCCGCGUGACGCUGCUGCACCACGUGCUGGAGGAGGUGGAGAAGAGCCACCCGGAGCUCCUGCAGCUGCCCCGAGACCUGGAGCAGCCCGCCCAGGCGGCAGGGAUCAACCUCGAGAUCAUCCGCUCCGAGUCCAGCGGCAACCUGAAGCGGCUGCUGGAGAUGGAGCGGAAGGUGGCGGCCUCCGAGCCCGAGGUGCGGGAGCAGUACGCCCAGCGCCUGCAGGCCAGCGUCGAGGCCUCCCAGGCGCUGGAGCAGGUGUUCGAGGCCGUGGAGCAGAAGAAGCUGGCGUUGGCCAGCUACCUGUGCGAGGACGCCCAGCAGCUGAGCCUGGAGGACACGUUCAGCACCAUGAAGGCCUUCCGGGACCUCUUCCUCCGCGCCCUGAAGGAGAACAAGGACCGGCAGGAGCAGGCGGCCAAGGCCGAGAGGAGGAAGCGGCAGCUGGCGGAGGAGGAGGCGCGGAGGCCGAGGGGCGAGGACGGGAAGCCUGUCAGGAAGGGCGGCAAGAAGCAGGAGGAGGUGUGUGUCAUCGACGCGCUGCUGGCCGACAUCAGGAAGGGCUUCCAGCUGCGGAAGACGGCGCGCGGCCGCGGCGACGGGGACGGGGGCAGCCGGUCGGCCGCUGCAGGCCCCCCGCGGGACACCGCGCCUGUGGCCUCCAGCGGCCCCCCAGGAGGCCCCAGGGGCGGCACCAGCAGCUCGGCCUCCGGGCCUGGUCUCGACGUGGUGGCAGCCAGGCCGCCCCAGGACUGGGACCUCGCGGACGCCACGGCCCCCAGCCCGCAGCCCCCUGCAGACCCGGCGGAGGAGGCCGGCCCCGGGCCCCGGGAGAGGCGGUCCUCCUGGUACGAGGACGCCAGCGAUGUCCUGCCCACGGAGGACCCCCUGAGCUCCCCGCCCCCGGCAGCGGCCUGGCCCGUGGUGCUGGGGGACGCGCGGGCCCUGGAGCCCCUCCCGUUCUCCAGCGAGAAGCCCCCUGAGGCCCCCACAGCCCCCCGAGGCGUCAGCAGGGCCGAAGCUGACAGCACAGGAGCGGGGCCGGCGGCCACGGCUGCCCUCGGCGGAGGAGGCGGCCCUCCCGCUGCAGCGCCCGGCGGGGACGAGGACCGGGAAGACGCCGCCCCAGAUUCCGCGCUGGACACGUCCCUGGACAGGUCCUUCUCCGAGGACUCGGUGGCCGACUCCUCGGGGUCCGGCACCCUCCCCAGGGCCCAGGGCCGGGCCACGAAGGGGACGGGCAGGCGGAGGAAGAAGCGCCCGACUCGGACUCAGGAAGGCCUCAGGCCCAAGCCCAGAGCCAAGUGAGGGCCCGCGGGCGGCCUCCACGCAGCAGGGCCUGGGCGCACUGCUGAGCCGGGAGCGCCAGGGCCGGGCAGGGACUGGGCCUGGGACAACGGACCUCAUGCCUUACCCAGCCAGGGGCGUGGUCCCCAAAGCCUCAGGGGCGCGGGGGCCGCCUGGCACCUGGACUGCCCGCCUCGCACUCUGGACUGCCCGCCUCGCACUCUGGACUGCCCGCCUGGCACCUCGACUGCCCGCCUCGCACCCUGGACUGCCCGCCUCGCACUCUGGACUGCCCGCCUGGCACCCUGGACUGCC